CGAUGACAUUGAAUUGAUACAAGCAUUUUCACUUAAAAAUUCUUUUAACUUUGCGAUUUUUACAAGUUAUUUUUUCAAACUAUUGAUUCUCGUGUUGCAAAAUAAAUACGAUUAUUUUUGAGUAUUCUGGAUAAAAAAACAAGAAAAGAGUUUUUUUAACGUAAUUUGAGAGAAACGUAUUGAAGGACCAUUCUAUAGUAAACAAAGAGGCGAAGAAAAAAAUCAUCAUGCAAUCAUCACAGAUCGAGACAAUAUCCAAGCCGAAAGGUGUUUAUAGUAUCGAUCAAAUAUUGGGAAUACACGACGGCCAAAAUAAUAACACAAUGGAUCAUGAAAUCGAGUUGGACAUUGAAAAUGACGACGACUAUUCAUUGACGGGCGAUUUGGAUGUGGUUGAUCAUGACCCAAACGACAUGAGCCGACCACGUAAAAUAAGACGUCGAUCGAGAACAACAUUCUCCACCUUUCAAUUAAAUCAGCUGGAACGAGCAUUUGAAAAAAUACAAUAUCCCGAUGUUUUCACACGCGAAGAAUUGGCUCUUCGAUUGGAAUUGACCGAGGCUCGUGUUCAGGUGUGGUUUCAAAACCGUCGUGCUAAAUUUCGCAAGAAUGAAAAAGACGUGGGCUGUGAUACAUCAUAUAUGCAUGCUGGACAUAAUAGAUUACCUGAAUUUCCAUUAUCAAUUCCACAUAAUAAUUCUACAUUGCGUAAUAUUGCCGCAACCGCUACACAUUCGACCGAAUUUUGGCCGCAACACUUCCCAUUGCAUUCGACAUUCGGGCCAUCGAUGUUGCAUCCGAAUCUAUUGCCAUCAUAUGGAAUGCAUUAUAAUCCCAACAUCAAUGCAUAUCUUACACCAUGGAAUUUAAUAAUCUGAACAUUUCAUUCACUUUCAACUUUAUCUUCACAGAAGGAACCGUUAUUAUUUGCAAUUUAAUUAUAUACCAUGUAAAAUACAAUUACCAACUCCAUUAUAUAUGUAAACACGUAAAUCUA
Contarinia nasturtii (swede midge) is the source of this 997-nucleotide messenger RNA. RefSeq names its product retinal homeobox protein Rax-like. Gene Ontology annotation, molecular function: DNA-binding transcription factor activity, RNA polymerase II-specific; RNA polymerase II transcription regulatory region sequence-specific DNA binding. Gene Ontology annotation, biological process: regulation of transcription by RNA polymerase II. The record is from RefSeq and is a predicted model, not a curated record. NCBI's taxonomy places the organism in Eukaryota, Metazoa, Arthropoda, Insecta, Diptera, Cecidomyiidae. The transcript has 4 exons. The coding region runs from base 228 to 878 and encodes 216 amino acids.